AUGUCAUCUUGUUCUAUUGAAAAUCAAAACCCUAACACUCCUUCUUCACCAUGGUCAACGCUCUGGUCAAAGAACAAAAAAGUUUUCGAUCACGCCGUUUUCAGCACCAUUCGCCGCCGUUCUUUCUACCGGAAACCACCACCUACUCCCCGCCGUUCAUCCCCACCGUCACCGGAAUAUUUCACCGCCGUUUCCAAUUUCCCCCAAUUUGAAAAAACCGAAACCCUAGUUCCAAAUUCUUCUCAAAUUGAUUACAUUUCUCAGAUUCCAGAAGCAACCCAGUUGAGGAUUCUGUCUGAAUUUGAAGAAAGUUUUCAAAAGAAGUCAAAUUCAUUGGUUUCUAAAAGCUGGUUGAAUUUGCAGGGUAGUUUAGUGAGGUCUAUUAGGGUUUUUGAUUGGGGUUUUGUUGUUUCGGGGCGGAUGUUUUUGCGGUUUCCGAAUCUUAUUGAUGUUGAUUUGGUUAAUGGCAUUGUUAGUUUUGAGAAAUUGUCGAAAAGUUCGAGCCUUUUUUCGUUAGGAGGUGAGUUUGGUCCGUUUUGUGUCGAUUCAGAUGUUUUUUGUUUAAAGAAUAGUAAUUUACGAGCUGUCGAGGAAGUAGAUUUGGGGUUGAGAAAUUUGAGUAGAGUGUACCCAACUCUGCAAAGACUUGUUGUGAUAAAUUGUAGUGAGAUUGGGUUAUUGGAUGUAGCAGAAAAUUGUAGCACAUUGCAAGAGCUUGCUUUGCAUUGUUGUAAUGAUCAGGUGUUACGCGCGAUUGCAGCAUUUGAUAAUUUGCAGAUAUUGAAGUUGAGUGGGACUGUUGAUGGGUUUUAUAGCUCGUUGGUGUCGGAUAUUGGGUUAACUAUUUUAGCUCAAGGGUGUAAGAGGUUGGUUAAGCUUGAACUUAGAGGAUGUGAGGGGAGCUAUGAUGGAAUUAAAGAUAUUUGUUAAUGUUA
This is a messenger RNA of Erigeron canadensis, 935 nucleotides long. RefSeq names its product F-box protein At5g07670-like. The coding region runs from base 1 to 930 and encodes 309 amino acids. The record is from RefSeq and is a predicted model, not a curated record. The transcript has a single exon. Lineage: Eukaryota; Viridiplantae; Streptophyta; Magnoliopsida; Asterales; Asteraceae.